Messenger RNA from Ailuropoda melanoleuca (giant panda), 1014 nucleotides. RefSeq names its product olfactory receptor 4S2. NCBI's taxonomy places the organism in Eukaryota, Metazoa, Chordata, Mammalia, Carnivora, Ursidae. The record is from RefSeq and is a predicted model, not a curated record. Gene Ontology annotation, cellular component: membrane. Gene Ontology annotation, biological process: G protein-coupled receptor signaling pathway. Gene Ontology annotation, molecular function: G protein-coupled receptor activity; olfactory receptor activity.
AUGGAAAAUAAUGUUACCGAGUUUAUCUUCAUGGGUCUUUCCCAAAAUGAGAAAGUACAGCAACUAUGCUUCUUUUUCUUAUUCUUUUAUAUGAUACUCAUGACUGGAAAUUUUCUCAUUAUAAUGACCAUUCAAAGGAGUCCAAAUCUCAACUCUCCAAUGUACUUCUUCCUUAGCUUCUUAUCCUUUGUGGACAUCUGCUAUUCCUCUGUUACAGCCCCCAAGCUGAUUGUUGAUUCCCAAGCCAAAGUCAAGAGCAUCUCUUUUGCUGGUUGUAUGGUGCAGCUCUUUUUCUGCCAUCUGUUUGGCUGCACAGAGAUCUUCAUUCUCACAGUGAUGGCAUAUGACAGGUAUGUGGCUAUCUGUAAGCCUCUACACUAUAUGACCAUUAUGGACCGGAAGGUCUGCUCUGUAAUGGUGGUAACCUGUUGGUUAGGAGGGUUUGUGCAUUCCUUCAUCCAGACCAUCCUCACUGUACAACUGCCCUUCUGUGGUCCCAACCUGAUUGACCACUAUUUCUGUGAUGUCCACCCUUUACUGAAGCUGGCUUGCACAGACACAUAUGUGGUGGGGCUCAUUGUGAUAGCCAACAGUGGCAUGAUUUCCCUGAGCAGCUUUGUCAUUCUUAUGGGUUCCUACAUUGUCAUCUUGCUUUCCUUUAAGACCCAUUCAUCAGAGGGGAGGCGCAAGGCCUUGUCCACAUGUGCUUCCCACAUCAUAGUGGUGAUGUUGUUUUUUGUCCCCUGUGUCUUCAUGUACCUAAGACCUUCCACCACUUUUACUGAGGACAAGAUGGUGGCUGUGUUCUAUACCAUCGUCACACCCAUGUUAAACCCUCUGAUCUACACCCUGAGAAACAUGGAAGUGAAAAAUGCCAUGAAGAGACUGUGGAUGGAGAGGUUGUUGGAUAGAAAUAAGAGAGAUUCUGGUGUGAAGCUCAGUGGAAUUGGUAUCGCCCCAGUUGUACCAGUUUCCACAAGGGUUGCUGGGAAGAAGUUAACUAUCAGCCCUUAA